Messenger RNA from Capsicum annuum, 1119 nucleotides. RefSeq names its product axial regulator YABBY 5. The transcript is spliced from 7 exons. Gene Ontology annotation, biological process: cell fate commitment; multicellular organism development; abaxial cell fate specification. Bases 178 to 885 code for a protein of 235 amino acids. Gene Ontology annotation, cellular component: nucleus. Lineage: Eukaryota; Viridiplantae; Streptophyta; Magnoliopsida; Solanales; Solanaceae. The record is from RefSeq and is a predicted model, not a curated record.
CCUUUCUAAAAAGCAAGCUAUAUUAGAGAGAGAAUAAAUAAAAGCUUUAUUUUCUCUUUGGUCUCUAAAAGAGCUCUAUAUAUUUGGUGUUGUUCUUUCUUCUUCAAUUCCACCUUGAAUAAUCAUUUCUUCCUCUUCUUUCUCUUCUUUCUUCAAACAGAAAAAGAUUCAUCAAAAAUGGCAAGUUGCAUUGAUGUUGCUUCUGAACAACUUUGCUAUAUCCCUUGCAACUUUUGCAAUAUUGUUCUUGCGGUAUCUAUCGAUCUAUCUAUCUUUGUUCCGACCUAUAAUUUUCAUGUAUUUUAUAUGAACGAACAUAUACGAAUUCAGGAUCUAGAGUCGGUGGAUUUUAAAUAUGUAAGUGUUCCAUGCAGCAGCCUAUUUGAUAUUGUGACUGUUCGUUGUGGGCACUGCACAAAUCUGUGGUCCGUCAAUAUGGCAGCUGCAUUUCAGUCCUCUUCUACCUCCUCCUGGCAAAAUCAUCAGGCUCAGGUUCCAAACCACACUGCUCCGGAGUACAGGAUGGAUUUUGGUUCAUCAACCAAAUGCACCAUGAACCGGAUGACAAUGAGAACCCCUAUCACAAGCAACAUUCAUCACGAGGAGAGGAUUGUCAAUCGACCUCCCGAGAAGAGGCAGCGAGUACCUUCUGCAUAUAAUCAGUUCAUAAAAGAAGAGAUUCAGAGGAUCAAGGCUAAUAAUCCAGAUAUCAGUCACAGGGAGGCAUUUAGUACUGCUGCCAAAAAUAUGGGUAAUGACAGAUCAAUUACUUUAUUUUGGUGUAGUGGGCACACUUCCCUCACAUUCACUUUGGACUCAUGUUGGAGAGCAACAAUCAAGCCAAACUUGCUUGUGGGAGCAGAAAACUAUAAGCUGCUUUGCUAGACAAAUAAAAGAUCUUCAUUUUAUGAAGCUGUGUGUUGAAUUGAUGAUAAGAGUGUGACAUCAAGGUGUUCUAUGGAGUGUGGACAUAAACUACAUAUUAUAAUUAGGCCUUUCUAAUCAAUUCGUUGUAUUUCAACUUAUAUAUUGUUGAAAAAACUAAGUUUCCCUAAUUAUUGUCUACUCUUAUUAAUUGUCUUUCUCUAUUGAAAGAAAAUUUUAGAGAGAUUUCUCAUA